UUUGAGCUAAGAAAAAAGAAGUUUGAUAACCUAUCGAUGCUUUUGUUAUUAAUAGCAUUACUACUGGGAGCAGGGUUUCUAGAAGUUCACAGCCGAGCUGACACUAGAGGGACCGGUACCCCUCUGAACGCCAUCAGGAUAUGUCAGGGUGACACCACCAGUCUAGUGUGUCCUGAGGGUCGGGUUCUCAAGAUCUACACUGCUCAGUACGGGAGAUUCGUAUCCGGACAGGAGUCAUGUCCCCACAAGAGUGUCAGGUACCUCACUGACUACAACUGCAUAUCAGAUGUUACACCUUGGAUGGAGAUGCAAUGUGACAACAAGAAGGAGUGUGUUGUCAAGGCAACUAACCGGAAUUUGGGUGAUCCGUGCAAGGGUAUCUACAAACAUCUGGACAUUGAGUUUUACUGUGAUCUGGCUCCUCCUCUAUCCACUACUCCCCCACUCACCACAGAGAGACAGUCCCUUUCCAAGCAGGUUGAGAAGUGCACCAAGCUCUACACAUCUAUCUUAGAUUCUGACGAUAACAAGGAAUGCGAUGCGUUACAAGCGUACAAGGACUGUCUUCUGAGCGUGGAGGCAGCGGACCCCAGCUCUGCUGCUGAUAUUGACAGAGUCAUGCCCACUCUUAAUGGAGACCUCGAGAGUUGUUAUUCUGCUAGCCGUCAGCCUCUGGUUAUGUUGUGUAAGCACGCUAAACUUAAGGGAGAGUGUAUUAACAUAACUCAAGCUACCUCUCAACUCGAGGAAUUUGACAACGCCGUAAAAUCACUGAAGGUGUUUACUGGAAACUGGGCCCUGUUCUCUGAAGCUAACUACUCCGGAACUGAAGACAGAGUAAAGCCUGGUUUCACCAGUCAUUGGUUGGGAAUAUACGCUCCUAUUGAGGGAGAACCUAUUUCUCUUUACUCCAACGAUCUCUCUUCUCUCAAACCCGUCGGUGAAGUGGACGCAGCAUUUAUCUACGAGUACACAGACACUACUCUUCUACCCACUUCUGACUACAACACAGACGUGAAGUCUACCCCUGACUACAGCGGAAUUUCGUACUCCUACUCCGAACCAGCGAAACCCAGUGUCACCACAGCUGCUGUUGACCCUACUGAUGCCGGCUACUCAAACUGGGUCAACUUGGACGACAUUUCAACGUCAAAACAUCCAGAUAUGUGUCGCUCUACAUACUGUCUACUCGGUAUCAGAGUAAUAUUCAGUCAGAUCAGAUCUGUCACCCUGCCAACCAGGCAAACUGUCGAGGAUAUUAUUCUUUCUAGACUUCUUAACGUCUACAAAAUAUACCCCGAGCAGUUGGUGUUGGCUGAGAUCGUAAAGAGAUCUUCUGAAGUUAUUCUGGAGAUAAUAGAUAUGAAAGGAGCCCCAAGGAGGGUGAUCGACAUCGCUAUUGAGAUCGAAGAAGAUAUUAAACACGAGGAGUUCACAUUCACUUUGGGAGACACAAUGAUAAUACCGACAUCAGACCGAUACGGAGUGAUGCUGAAAACUAUCAGUGAAGAGUUCCUCCCCAAGAGAAUACAUAUCGUCACCAAACCUAUUACUGACGCAGAGGUACCGUCCUCGACUGUUUACACGACAGAAAAUAACAAAGUGGAAACUUUGAUUCCUGAGGAGGAACCCGAGGAGCCAACAGACAACAGCUUCGAAGGAUUACAAGAUACCGUGAUAGAAACUUAUGAGUUAGACGCUUCUGGUAUCCCCAGGAAAUUCUUCUACCCUCUGCUCGCCACCGCUCUUCUUCUCUUCGUAAUUGCGUGUGUUAUUGUCUCAACUGUGGUUUACAAGUGCGCUCAGAGCAAGGACUACACGCUCAUCAAGAAGGCGCCCAGUAACAUCUACAUUGAUAUUGAUUCUCCUCCAGAAAAGAAGAUUGAGGGUUUCGAGAAUCCGAGUUAUCUGUUAGAAGAAGUUGAGCACAUGUGAAGAAUAGUUGUCAUAGCAACGACCCACCUCCCUAAUCACCACGAUAAGUAUCGCCUUAUCACAGACAGUUAAAUCUAGUGACUUUGUUAUGUGUCACGUGAUAAAAAACUCAGUCACGUGCGCGCUCACGUCACGUCAUUCACAAAUAAGGCAGUUGACCUGUUUGUUGCCACGGCAACGCAAAGCGUGGGGUUUAAAUGCACAUGUUAGUUUCGCUUGAAAGUUUCGUGAACUGUGAAGCAAUAGGGACCGCUCAGUUACCGUCGCAUUUACUAUGUUAAUGAUAAGCUGUAGAUUGGAAAACUGAGUGUAGAUUGAUCUUGACAUGGAAAUAGGAGGGAAGCGAAAUGGUGGAAUGUGUAAUGGUGGAAUGUGAAGUUACCGUUACCUGGUUACAGAAAGAAGCUUGACUAUUUCAAACAUUUCAUUCUCAACAUGUAAAAGAGAGAGAAAGAGAGAUCAUCUACCCAUAAUUCUGGGUUAUUGAAGACUUUUGGCGUUUUUAUGGCAACUGUACAGUUUAAAUUAGUCCUUCUUAACAAAUCAGUCAUCUAGAAAGAUAUAGUAGUUACCAAGCAACAAAUAGCGGUUACCUAGCAACAAAUAGCAGUUACCAGUCCAUCUCACAACUGGUUACUGAUGGACUUCUGGCCUUAUUUUUAAAUGUAAUAUUUUGCAUGUGACAGCUACCUCAUCACAACAGUUAGUCAAAACUCUUUUAUAUAAUUUUUACGCACUGUACUGCGAGAUGAAAACUUUAUUAACUUUAUUUUGUACGCCCGUUUCAUACUCUAGUUUAGUCCAUUUCAAAAUAUUUAAACCAAAGUUUUAAUCAAAAGUUUGAAAUCCCGAUUUAUAAGGAGUUUAAGGUUGAAGUUAAAAUUUUCCAACGUGAGCUUGGAUGUUUUAAAGUGUACGCUACAUUUCUGUUCAGCUACUGUGUAAUUAAAUAUUUCUCAUAUCAGCCGUGGUUCAGAUAACCCAUUUUACCAUGAUAACCCUUCUGUUACCAUGAUAACCUAUCAGUAGAUUUCUGAAAUUUGUUCAGAUUUUAGAGCGCAGGAAAAUUAAAGGCACAGUCACGUGUCCCUCACGUGUUUGAUAACGAUAUUCAAUUUCAUGUUCUCUGAACCACAACACUAAUUUUUCAAUGUAUAUAUUGCUCAAAAGUGGAAAUUUAUGUUUUUAACAAGCUAGAUUUUUCCAUUUUUAAUUUAACUAGACUGUGAUCGGUUUAAUAAUCGGAUGCAUUGAAGACUGAGAUACAAAUCACUCCCUACGUUAUCUACCAACUUCCUUUAAUCGUCCAUCCAUACAUAUCCCUCCCCUACACUCCCUUUCCCUCCCCUACAUUCCCUUUCCCUCCCCUACACUCCCUCCCGUACACUCCCUCCCUACCUCGUCCCUUUCCCCUCCCUCUACCUCGUCCCUCACUCCUUAUCAUAAAUAGUUUUGGCCAGGUUUAUUUCACCCUGUGUCUCAGUGGUUGGUGUACACUAUUUCAUAUUUAAACAUGUUUUAAUCUCCUACAUUCGUUGAGCACGAAGUUUGUCUUGAAUUGAAAGUUACGGUUUGUGCAACUUAAUAAUAGCGUCCUAAUGACACCUGCCAUUUUGUUACGUGUAAAAGUUUAAGCCGCCUUUAUUUUUUAUUAUAUACCAACCUUGACCUGGGACUCAGCAUCGUUUGUCAAAUUUGAACUGUAAUGAUUGUCCAAGGUAAUUAAAACUUUGAUACCAA
Bolinopsis microptera is the source of this 3675-nucleotide messenger RNA. RefSeq lists its product as uncharacterized. The record is from RefSeq and is a predicted model, not a curated record. NCBI's taxonomy places the organism in Eukaryota, Metazoa, Ctenophora, Tentaculata, Lobata, Bolinopsidae. Bases 37 to 1935 code for a protein of 632 amino acids. Gene Ontology annotation, molecular function: carbohydrate binding. The transcript has 15 exons.